UGUGAGGGUGACAGGGUGUGGUCUGCCUAGAGCGGGCGACGUGGGAGAGCGGGGCAGAGGCCUGGGGCUGCGGAUGGUGCCGCUGCGUGCAGGGUGCAGGGGACAGCGCGCAGCUGAGCGGAGGCGAGGGUGUCCCGGGCUCGCCAAGUGCCCAGCUCCAAGCUGCUCCAGAGCCCUCGCGGACCGCGGGGCCGGACACCUGCGAGUGAGGAGCGAGUGGCACUCAGUCUUCCCAGCAAGCUCAGUGAGGACUGCAGACCAUCAGGAAUAAAAAGGACCUUGGCAACCAGAGGCCAUCACAAGACAUCAACAAAGGGAACAGCUGGAAUCAAAGGAGGGAAAGGCACAGUGUCCACCUGAAGGAUCUCCAACCUGAUCAGAUGCCAGUUGACAUGGGAACUCUGAGGAGAGCAAUUUAAGGAUUUUCACAUUUGCUUGCCGUGGUUUUGCCAAGACAGAAUAAUCUCCAAGGUAGCUAGGUGGGAUUUCUGAGGAGCGGCCCUCAGAUUUCUUCUUGGCCAACCAUGAGGUUCUUUCUGCUAUGGUUCUGCGUGUUGUACCGUCUGGCCUCCAGGUUACGGGCGAUCAGCUUCCCUGAAGACGACGAGCCUCUUAACACUGUCGAUUAUCACUAUUCAAGGCAAUAUCCGGUUUUUAGAGGACGCCCUUCAGGCAACGAAUCGCAGCAUAGGCUGGACUUUCAGCUGAUGUUGAAAAUUCGAGACACACUUUAUAUUGCUGGCAGAGAUCAAGUCUAUACAGUGAACUUAAAUGAAAUCCCCAAAACAGAGGUCAUACCAAGCAAGAAGCUGACGUGGAGGUCCAGACAACAGGAUCGAGAAAACUGCGCUAUGAAAGGCAAGCAUAAAGAUGAGUGCCACAACUUCAUCAAAGUCUUUGUCCCAAGAAACGAUGAGAUGGUUUUUGUCUGUGGUACCAAUGCUUUCAACCCGAUGUGUAGAUACUAUAGGUUGAAUACCUUAGAGUAUGAUGGGGAAGAAAUUAGCGGCCUGGCACGAUGCCCAUUUGAUGCCAGACAAACCAAUGUUGCCCUUUUUGCUGAUGGGAAGCUGUAUUCUGCCACAGUGGCUGACUUCCUGGCCAGUGAUGCUGUGAUUUACAGAAGCAUGGGAGAUGGGUCUGCCCUUCGCACAAUAAAAUAUGAUUCCAAAUGGAUCAAAGAACCACACUUUCUUCAUGCCAUCGAAUAUGGAAACUAUGUCUAUUUCUUCUUCCGAGAAAUCGCUGUGGAACACAACAGCUUGGGCAAGGCUGUGUACUCCCGCGUGGCUCGCAUUUGUAAGAACGACAUGGGUGGCUCACAGCGGGUCCUGGAGAAACAUUGGACUUCCUUCCUGAAGGCUCGGCUUAACUGCUCUGUCCCCGGAGAUUCCUUUUUCUAUUUUGACGUCCUGCAGUCCAUCACAGACAUAAUACAAAUCAAUGGCGUCCCCACCGUGAUUGGGGUCUUCACCACGCAGCUCAACAGCAUUCCUGGCUCUGCAGUCUGUGCCUUCAGCAUGGACGACAUUGAGAAAGUGUUCAAAGGGCGAUUCAAAGAACAGAAAACCCCUGACUCUGUUUGGACAGCAGUCCCCGAAGACAAAGUACCAAAACCAAGGCCUGGCUGUUGUGCCAAACACGGCCUCGCGGAAGCUUACAAAACCUCCAUCGACUUCCCAGAUGAGACCCUGUCUUUCAUCAAAUCCCAUCCCCUGAUGGACUCUGCUGUUCCGCCCAUCGCUGAUGAGCCCUGGUUCACAAAGACACGGGUCAGGUACAGGUUGACGGCCAUCGAAGUGGACCGUGCAGCAGGACCCUACCAAAACUACACGGUCAUCUUUGUUGGCUCUGAAGCUGGUGUGGUGCUUAAAGUACUGGCGAAGACCAGUCCCUUCUCUUUGAAUGACAGUGUAUUGCUUGAAGAGAUUGAAGCAUACAACCAAGUCAAGUGCAGCGCCGAGAGCGAGGAGGACAGGAAGGUCGUCUCGUUACAGUUGGACAAAGAUCACCAUGCUUUAUACGUGGCCUUCUCCAGCUGCGUCGUGCGCAUCCCCCUCAGCCGCUGUGAGCGCUAUGGAGCCUGUAAAAAGUCCUGCAUUGCCUCACGGGACCCGUACUGUGGCUGGUUAAGCCAGGGUGUUUGUGAGAGAGUGACCAUAGGAAUGCUGCUGUUAACUGAAGACUUCUUUGCUUUCCAUAACCACAGCGCUGGAGGAUAUGAACAAGACAUGGAAUACGGCAACACGGCCCACCUAGGGGACUGCCACGAAAGUUUGCCUACUUCAACUACACCAGAUUACCAAAUAUUUGGCGGUCCAACAUCUGACAUGGAGGUAUCUUCAUCUUCUGUUGCCACUGUGGCAAGUAGCCCAGAAAUUACAUCUAAAGUGGUUGAUACCUGGAGACCUAAACUGACGAGCUCCCGGAAAUUUGUAGUUCAAGAUGGCCCAUAUACUUCUGAUUUUACUGAUACUAUAUCAGGUAUCCCAAAGGGUGUUCGGUGGGAAGUCCAAUCUGGAGACUCCAACCAGAUGGUCCAUAUGAAUGUCCUCAUCACCUGUGUGUUUGCCGCUUUCGUCCUGGGUGCGUUCAUUGCAGGCGUCGCUGUAUACUGCUACCGUGACAUGUUUGUUCGCAAGAACAGAAAGAUCCAUAAAGACGCCGAAUCGGCCCAGUCAUGCACCGACUCCAGUGGAAGCUUUGCCAAGUUGAAUGGCCUCUUUGACAGUCCUGUCAAGGAAUACCAACAGAACAUUGAUUCUCCUAAACUCUAUAGUAACCUGCUGACCAGUCGGAAGGAGCUGCCACCCAACGCGGAUACAAAAUCCAUGGUCAUGGAGCAUCGAGGCCAGCCUCCAGAGCUGGCUGCUCUCCCCACACCCGAGUCCACUCCUGUGCUCCACCAGAAGACCCUGCAGGCCAUGAAGAGCCACUCCGACAAGGCCCAUGGCCACAGUGCUUCGAGGAGAGAACACCCCCAGUGUUUUCCUUCCAGUCCUCCACCCCACUCCCCGUUAAGUCACGGGCACAUUCCCAGCGCUAUUGUUCUUCCAAACGCCACCCACGACUAUAACACGUCAUUUUCAAACUCUAAUGCUCACAAAGCCGAAAAGAAGCUUCAGAACAUCGACCACCCUCUUACAAAGUCCGGUAAGAGGGAGCACCGGCGUUCUGUGGAUUCCAGAAACACCCUUAACGACCUCCUGAAGCAUCUGAAUGACCCAAACAGUAACCCCAAAGCCAUCAUGGGAGAGAUCCAUAUGGCGCAUCAGACCCUCAUGCUGGACCCCGUAGGACCUAUGUCUGAAGUCCCACCCAAGGUCCCUAACCGGGAGGCGUCUCUGUACUCCCCUCCCUCAACACUCCCCAGAAAUAGUCCAACCAAGAGAGUCGAUGUCCCUACCACUCCCGGGGUCCCAAUGACAUCUCUGGAAAGACAAAGGGGUUAUCAUAAAAAUUCCUCCCAGAGGCACUCUAUAUCAGCCGUGCCUAAAAACUUAAACUCACCAAAUGGUGUUUUGUUAUCCAGACAGCCGAGUAUGAACCGUGGAGGGUAUAUGCCUACUCCCACGGGGGCGAAGGUGGACUACAUUCAGGGGACACCCGUGAGUGUCCACCUGCAGCCUUCCCUCUCCAGACAGAGCAGCUAUACCAGUAAUGGCACCCUACCCAGGACGGGACUAAAGAGGACACCAUCCUUAAAACCUGAUGUGCCACCAAAGCCUUCCUUUGUUCCUCAAACCACAUCGGUCAGACCACUGAACAAAUACACUUACUAGGCCUCAAGUGUGCUAUUCCUUCCUGUGUGGCUUUAUCCUGUCCCUGUUGUUGAGGUCGCUGUGAGGGUACCUUAAGACAAGAUACCUGCUUGUAUUUUAAGAGAAACAAGUAGCCAAAGAAACUCUGUAACUUUGGUAACAUCAGAACUUGCCACAUGUAGCUACUGCAUCCUGGCUUCUGUGUACUUGCCUGAAGCAAAGGGAGGUACUGGUCAUUCCAUUUCUCUUGUUUGAUGCUGAAGGGGUGUGCAGCCUGAAAGGGCUCCCUUCGCCGGUAGAAAGAGCUGACACAGUACUCAGAAGACUGAACAAAUACUUGAAAAUGGGUUCAAUUUAGACUGCCAUUAUGUGUGGUCUUCCCAUUAAAUGUGAACAUUUUAAUAUGUAUGCAUUCACCUUGCCUCUUGCACAAAUGUCAAAAUGAAAAGAUGGGAAUGUCUCAAAACAAAAUGAGCUUGUAGAUUACCAAGCAGUUUGCUAAAAAAAAAAAAAAUCUUUGACCCAAACUGUAGCAUUUUUUUUUCAUGUGUGGCACUGUUUUUUUAUUUGAUGCCACCAACAAAACUGUGUGAGAGGGGUGUGUGUGUGUGUGUGUGUGUGUGUAUGUGUGUGUGUGUGUGUGUGUGUGUGAGAGAGAGAGAGAGAGAGAGAGAGAGAGAGAGAGUUCUGUACCCAUUAAGAUUUAUUUAGGUGCCCAUUGCGUCUUUUUGUACUAUGGAGUUGUUUACACUAAGCAUGACUGAAGACAGCUAACUUCCUCCCACACCACCAGUUCAUUGUGUUCAGCUCCGAGAAAGGAAGUCGAGGCUCCUUUGACUGUCAAGUGAUUAACUUAACCUAUGUGGUACCCAAUGUCAUGUAAGAACAUGUAAGAGUUCUAAAUAAUUUUGUGCUGCUAUUCAUCAAAACUUCUCUUCCAGCCUUGCCAGCUUAAGAAGUUAGAGUUAUUAAGAUGUACCCUUGAUGUAUCUACCAGUAUUCAGUAGUAACGUUUACCCGUCCACUGUGAAUCAAAGCUACCUAACCCUCGACACACUCAUAAGUGUUUCUUUUGAUUGUGUUAUUUUCUUCUGUUCACUCUUCCUUCCCCCAAGACAAAAACAGAAAACCAAAACAGAGGACGAAAGAAAGAGACAGAAAAGGAAUUGCAGUCGGCUCGCCAGGGAGGGCCUGAAAGCCCACACUGGUGCCGCCCUGUCCUCUGUGCUGUGUUCUGAGGAUGCUCUCCUGAGUCAUGCAGGCAAUGACAGUAAACUGUAAAUACCACAUGUGAGUUUACCCGGAUCUGUGCAUUUUGUGCCUUAUUCACGAGAGUGGUAGACGUUCUGCAGUAUGUUGAGUGUUCCCACUAUUAGCGCAUCAUUUCCCAUGUGCCAGUUGUCAAUGUUUUUCAGCCAGCGCCCGACGACUUCUUACAAAGUCAGAAAGCAACCUCGAGCAAUUUGUUGUUGAACUCUCCCCGCCCCCUCCCCCUCCCCCACGCACCCGAAUCAGAAGCAGCACCCGCCCUUGCCAUGAUAAACAUUCCACCCCUGCUCUUCUGGAAAUGUGAAGUCAGAUGAGGGUUCCCAGGGAACGUGGCACCUGCGGAAACCAUGUCUAACGUCAUCUCUACGUAGCUUGGCAGAGCCCACUGAAGGCUGAUGGUGUGUGCAGCCUACUGACGACUUUGGUUAACCCAACUGCACAUCACUCGGUCAUUUAUCCCAACCUAGUCAGAAAUCACCACAGCUGAGGAAGGCUCCUGACCCAGUCAGGUAGGGUUCAACCGCUAUCUUGGGACAGUGAUGAUGGCAUGCAUUACUUGGGGGGAGGAACGGGUGCAGAACACCAGAUCAUUUUUAUACACAAUAUAGAAUACUGAUGAAGUUGGUCUUUUCCUUCAAGAACAUUCUUUUCUAGAGAGAGAAAAAAACAAUGAUUCCUUAAAAGCUGAAACACCUGUUAUCAAACUACUUCAGCUUUGCAACUAAAAUAUUACAGUUUAAUCAAUUAAACCAACCAACAAUAAGCACUACACAGUCUGCCACCAACGAUGUGUUUGCAUUUACCUUACAAAUAUUAAUCCCAGCGUGGUAACUCUGUGUGACCCCGCUAACAUUUUGUAACAUUGUGCUGCCUUAGAGUGUACUGUGAGUUCUAUCAGUAUUUAUGUUGAAAUUUCUAACAUGGAGUUUAGUCUCUAUUCUGUUAAUUUAAUUUUUAAAUGCUUUAUCCAUUUGUGCAAAGGUAAACACAGAUUGUAUCUUUUUUAAUGGUACGGCAUAAAAAAAAAAAUAACCCUAAAGUGAAGUGGCUCUAUACUCUUUUAUAGAGUACUUUAACAUGUAUAGAUAUCUUGUAAACUUGUAUUGUGGAUGUGUAAAUAAUAUGUACUUUGGGUUUUUAACACCGCAUGUAAAGUCAAAAUAAAAUA
Messenger RNA from Chionomys nivalis (European snow vole), 6198 nucleotides. RefSeq names its product semaphorin 6D (gene Sema6d). The record is from RefSeq and is a predicted model, not a curated record. Lineage: Eukaryota; Metazoa; Chordata; Mammalia; Rodentia; Cricetidae. Gene Ontology annotation, biological process: negative regulation of axon extension involved in axon guidance; negative chemotaxis; semaphorin-plexin signaling pathway. Bases 525 to 3782 code for a protein of 1085 amino acids. The transcript is spliced from 22 exons. Gene Ontology annotation, molecular function: semaphorin receptor binding; chemorepellent activity.